This is a messenger RNA of Leishmania major strain Friedlin, 5691 nucleotides long. RefSeq lists its product as hypothetical. The record is from RefSeq and is a predicted model, not a curated record. The transcript has a single exon. NCBI's taxonomy places the organism in Eukaryota, Euglenozoa, Kinetoplastea, Trypanosomatida, Trypanosomatidae. Gene Ontology annotation, cellular component: SCF ubiquitin ligase complex. The coding region runs from base 1 to 5691 and encodes 1896 amino acids. Gene Ontology annotation, biological process: SCF-dependent proteasomal ubiquitin-dependent protein catabolic process.
AUGGCGUCAUUGCCGCCGUCGCAGCCGCGGUGCGAAGUGCCCGCUGCCGUAGCAACACAUGCGCUGCGGCCGCUUCAUUCUCUUCCUCCGCUGCCCACUUCAGCGCCUGCUGGCUCGAGUGCUGCGUUGUAUGAAGGUGUGCGCCUUACCCCCAGUGCGCUGAAGUCCAUCAUCGGGUACUUGCCAUGCAACGCCACCGCUACCAUCGGCAACACAGCUAACGUCCACAGCAACGGCGGUGCCGUGAUCAGUGUCAGAGGUGAUGCAGACGGCCGACUAGCAUACUCACCGCUCAUCAUGGCCGACACGCUCUUUGCAGCGGCGGCACAGGCGCCAUCCACAUCCGCAGCGACCGCUACCUCCGCUGGCGCACCGUUGACACCGCCGGUGCCGGUGACCGCGACGAGACCGCUGGCAUUCAUGGCGGCGUCUCCGCAGUCGCGGCGCGGGCUGGAGAUGCACCUCACCGGUGGCUGCGCGCUGCCGCCACUUGGCUCGCUGGUUCUGCAGGUUCAGUCACAUAGACCGUCGCCGGUCACCGCGAUGCGUCCGUUGCGAGUGGGUGCGCUGCACGCGUCUCGACGCCGCAUGGCCUCCCCAGCGCAAAUCGCGGCUGCCCAUCGCGAUGAGAGGGCGUCAGCCGCGUUACUCCCGGCACUUAUUGUAUCGUCUACAAACGUGGCCAUCCCGGCGCUGCCGUUUCAGCCAGCGCGCUCGCUCUCGAGCUCGCCAGUCACGCAGCCGCAGACGGCAGCGAUGCAGUCGACGUCAUCAACUCCGUUACCACCAGCAAUGGCAGCGACCCUCGGCGACGAUGAUGUCCGCACAUCGGGCAGCUUUUCGCCAGCACCCCAACCGCCGCCGCUACCCUCGGGGUCUGCUGUUCGUCAGAGUCGCCGACUUCCAGUGGUUGCCGCAACGCCGCCCGCUGGCUGGUCUCCAUUCACCUCGGCACUGGUGGCGCGGACACGCACCAGCCCAGUCUCGGCUUCGCGCCGCUCGCUGAACACUGCGUCACCGACCUCGCCAGCGCAGGAGGUCUUCGGUGCGGUGGCGGCGGGGCCCGACAGCAAAGCCACCUUUCCGUUAGGUGCCAGCGAAACCCCCACAACGCCCGCCUGUGCUUCCACCGGCGCGUCGCCAUCGCUGCGGCCUGCGCGUGUAACACCGCCUGCUACUCCUCCUCCGCUGGUGCCGCCUCCGUCGUGUAAGUCCGCCGCUCUGCAGACGCUCUGCCACGCGCUGUGGUGGGUGCGCCGCGGUCCGUUGCCAGUGUCGCUGAGUCUCUGGCGGUACAAGCAAGCGGACAUGCCGUUUGUGUGGGCGAUGCUGUCAGAGUCACCUCCGCCACUCCUGCAGGAGGCGGCGGGGCUGGUGAUGAGGGAAAAAAACACGGAGAAACCACGACCUCCUCCCUCAUCACCAAUGCACGAGCGUCGCGGUCAGGCGGCACACGCGCUUGAUGAGCCUCGGGAAAACUGUCAUCCUACUCCAGCGAGAGAGGGCGAUGACGUGCGCGGCUUUAGGGCCCCUGUCCAUGACCCGGGCCAUGGUCUCGUGGCUGAUGUGAGUGGCGCGGCAGUGGUGGCUCCCAGCGCCGAAGGGGUGACCGACACAACACAGUCGCCUGGCAUCACGGAAGUCACUACGACCACCGCUGCCUGCAGUGGGCACUUGUGCCUUGCGUGUCAUUCUCCGAACUUCAAUCCUGCAUCGACACAGCCGAUAUGGCCCCCAGGAGCACCAGAAGGAGAGGGAGCAGCUGCCAACGCCAACAACAACGACGCACUUGCGCAUCGACUGGGCAGCCCUGCCGACACCCUGCUGCCGUCGUCUUGUGCACCGGCGGCACCAGCGAACCCCAUGCUUCGCUCCCCUGUGAUGCAGCUGCAUGUCCACGGCAAGGCGGCCGAUGCCGCGCUGACGGAGCUGCUGCCAGCCCAUCCGGAGGUGCGUUCGCUGCGUCUCACGCAUGGCACCCUGUCUGACGCGCAGCUGCGACACCUCGCCCGCGUCUGCCCCGACGUGACGCAUCUGUCGCUGGCCAUGAACAGUCGAAUCCAGACAACUGCCUUUCUGUGCCCGCCAAUGUCGGAUACCUCAUCCGUAUCGCCCUCGGUCACCACGGUCACCACGACGGCGACCUCGCGGACGGCGACCGUGGGCUUGCCCAAGCAGGACUUUCAGCACCAACUCACUCGCCUGCAUCCGGGAGGGGUGUACCACACUGCCGCCACCACCGCCCAGACGGCACCGCCGGUCUUGUCACCACUCUCCUCUCGGCCUCCCUUUGCGACGCGUGGCGUGAGCGACGACGCCUCGCACGCGCGGCAACGCAGCCUGCUGCGGGGGGCAGCGGCAGCGAGCGACACGGCGGACGCGCUUGGCACUCGCAGCGAGGGCAGCCGUGGGACGGACGCCUCCCCGGCGCAGUCACCGUCGUAUCUGCCACACAGCCUGUGCCCGCCGUACCAGAGCAGCCAACUCGACCUCUUCGCCCCGGACGAGGAAGGGGAGCUGGAGAUGCGGAUAUCACUUUGGCAGGCGGCGCAGACGAAUGCGGAGGAACGGCGCCAGCCCGUCUUCAUUGUGCGCCCGCAGGAUGUCAUGCUGGGCAGAUAUGGCGGAGCAGCAGGCAAGGACAGCAGCCGUCCUGGUGCCUCGCCGACUGGUGGUGGCAGGGAUGUUGCUGCUGGCGCUACCGCUGCGGCAUCCUCGCGCACGCUGCAGGACAGCGCCAUUGAGCAGUGGACGGCGUCGCACCAGCGGCCCUUACCGCACACUAAGGCUGCCACCGUCGGAGGCACGUCGACAAGCACAGAAUCAGCUCACGCUUCUCGGAGGGCUGCACCAGGGGCGCCACCCCUGAUGACCAGCACAGCGGCCUGCCCUGCGGAUGUGUCCGGCACGAUACUCAGCCCGCUUCACCUGUCUUCAGCCGCACAUACACCGACGCUAGCUUCAGCUUCAGUUUGGGCUCACACAGACCCUCGACACGGCCUGCGGCCGCGGUCGAGCAACGCGUCGUACCCGGAGCUGGUGGUGUCGCUGCGGCAGCCCUCCGCGCCGACGUCGACCUCCGUCACUGCGGCGGCCUCGCCGUUAGCCUUGCCUUUGUCCACGCCUCCCACUGCUGCUGCUGCUGCUGCUGCUGACAAGGCAGGGCGCAGUGCGACUUCAGACGCAAACCAAGCCGAUGGGCAUGCGUUUGCCGUGCCAGCCGGCCUGCCCGCACCUGCAGCGCCUGUGCAUCCCAGCUCACCAUCCAGUGGCAGUGCCAUGGAACCCGCUGCGCCGUCUGCUUCCCCACGCCAUCGCUCUCGCGAGCGCCGCCGUCAUUGCGAGGGUUACGCCGGCUCUUUGUUUCGGCCGCGCCCCACGUACUGGGCCGACACCUUGGUUGACCUCGACCUCUCUUACACACAGGUGUCUGACGAGGACGCCACCCGUGAUCUGCCACAGCUGCGCUGCUUGCAUCGCCUCUCUCUGGAGGGAUGCAUGCGCCUUUCGCAGGUCACAUGGGCGCCGCUGCUGCUCCACCUGCGCGAGCUGAACUUGUCGCUGUCCUCCCUCCAAGGGCACGCACUGCACCCGCUGGGGCGCUGCCCACGGCUGGUGUGGCUGAAGCUAGAGGGGUGCUCGUCAUUCACCGCCGUUCAUCAGCUGUGGAACAGGGAGGCAGACACGGUCGAUGCAGGAGCGGGGGGCGAUGGCAGCGGUUCGUCAGCCGCAGUCGCGCGCAUUGUCGCUUCCGCCACGCCUUUGGUUCGUCACACCACCAUCGGCGGUAUUCCAGCCAUCACGGUGCUGCCCCCGCCUGCAGGGCUGAUUACGACUUCCACAGCAACAGCCGCGCCAACGGCGGCACCAGCUCUGAAAACCUCUCCCUCUACCGGUGCGCGCGCGGCGACAGCAGCCGGGGGUGUGGCGGUGGCGGAUGCUCAUGGCGAGGGCAGCGCCGCCGCCGCUGUCGACGAAGCGAUGGCAGCAGGAAGUGCCGAGCCCGUUCCUCUGCUGAGUGCGCUCUGCGUCCUCAUCGCCACCAGCACAGGUCUGACCGAUGCCGGGCUUCGUUUCCUCAACAGGUUGGUCGGGCUCGACUGCUUGGUGCUGGACCGGUGCCCUGGGGUAACAGACGUUAACGUCGCUGCAACGCUGCCGUCUCUGCACACCCUGGACGCCAGUCGCACCCGCGUGACGUCGGAGGGGGUAGCGGGCUUGCGCCUCUCUCGCACACUGAAGCAGCUGCGGCUGCAGGAGUGCCUGGCGUUGUCGCGCCUACCGGUGCUCUUGCUUGAGCCCGGCAACCGUGAGACUACCACGGCUGGUGGUGCUGGAGACGAGGCAUCGGGGCCACGUCGACCGGAGGCGAAAACGCCCGGCAUCUCGCGUCGUCUGUUCCACAAGUACCCUCCCUUGACGGUGCUGGACCUUUCCUACACAAGGCAGCUCACAGCCGACGGGUUGGCGGGGCUUGUGGGCGACGAGGCAGCCGUGACGGCGCAGGCUGCUGCUGCCGUGGUAGAGCAGCUUGGAAGGCGAGAGGUGGACAGUGACGACAUGGGCUUCGCCCUGGCUACAGACGAGUCGCUGUCGCCGGUAUCGAUCUUUCCGCACGUACGUCACGUGCUGCUGCGUUCGUGCGACGCCGUGACGCAGCUUCGUCCACUGCGCGGCUUCACGAACGUCGUAGAGCUUGAUCUCUACCACACCAGCGUCACGGAAGCUGCUCUGACGGCUGCGCUGGCGUCUUGGACGUGUCUGGAGGUGCUCAACGUUGCAAGUACGCGAGUGCGCUCGCUGGCGGCGUGGUGUCCGUACGAGCCAAGCGAGGCGGUGGUGACUGUUGCAGCGACUACCGGACGGGGCGGGGAUGGGGGUACAGCGGAAGGCGACGGCGACCUGCAUGCGCCGCUGCCACCGCUGCCGUGGCACGGUCGACUUCCCGCCUUCGCAGCCACGCUGCGCGUACUCGUGCUUUCGAAUACCGACGUCACGGCCUCGGGGCUCGCGGCGUUGACGUUCUUCCCUCAGCUGGAGGUUCUGCAGCUGUCGAGCUGUCCGCGACUCUUGUCCUUGCAGUUCCUGGCGCUGGCUGCCGGCGGUGCAGCGCGGCGCUCAGCCCUGGGUGAGCUUACCGUCACUGAAGCAGCGUACCUCACAAACGCCGAAGCUUUCCCGUACAUCGCGCGCUGCCCUGGUCUUCGCCUUCUCUCGCUAGUGGGGUGCGUGCAGCUGGGGAGUAGCGGUACUGCACCGUCGGCGCGAGGGACGCAGCACAAGCAUCUGUCGUCCCCAACUGACGACGACGUGGGCGUGCUUGGCCGUCUGCGGGGGCUGGCAGAGCUGAACCUGUCCAGUACCGGCGUCAACCUUCUCGACCUGAAGACGAUCCUGUAUGCGUCGACGUCUCCGAGUUUGCUGACAGCGACCGCAUCGCAGCACAAGCAUCUCUAUCAGCGCGUGUCCUCGUCGCUGCAGCGCCUGUGGCUGCGCGGGUGCCGCCACCUGGACGAGGGCGCGCUCAUGUCCACAGCUGCUACAGCCCUUGAGGACAGCGAACACCCAUGCGACGGAUCUGGCAGCGGCAGCGGGCGUCCCAUGACAUGUCGGCUGCUGCCUCUGCUACGCGAGGUGUACCUCAGCCAUGGCAAGUACGGCGCUGCAGUGCUUUCUGGUCUGCUCAGCUGA